Galdieria sulphuraria is the source of this 2248-nucleotide messenger RNA. RefSeq names its product MFS transporter, SP family, sugar:H+ symporter. The record is from RefSeq and is a predicted model, not a curated record. Gene Ontology annotation, molecular function: myo-inositol:proton symporter activity. The coding region runs from base 12 to 1553 and encodes 513 amino acids. Gene Ontology annotation, cellular component: membrane. Gene Ontology annotation, biological process: transmembrane transport. Lineage: Eukaryota; Rhodophyta; Bangiophyceae; Galdieriales; Galdieriaceae. The transcript is spliced from 2 exons.
UAAAUUUGAUCAUGGACAAUAUACCCAAAGAAGAAUGGAAAGAACAAAUACAAGAGUAUGAAAGUCAAAUAGACGAGACAGUCCAUUCGAAGCAACUCAUACAGCCCAAAUAUUAUCCCUUUAUAUUGGGCACAUUAGCUUCCAUGACUGGCAUGCUUUUAGGCUUAGAUAUGAGCACUAUCAGUGGAGCUAAUCUUUUCAUGCCUGAAGAUCUUCAUUUAAAUACGAAGCAAUUCUCUCUUGUUUCCUCUGGUGCUGCUUUGGGGGCUAUACCGGGAGCUAUUUUACUGACGCCUAUCAAUGAAUGGAUUGGAAGAAAAUAUGCCCUAGUCGUUUGUUGUUUAAUCUUUACCAUAGGAGCUAUUUUAGAAGCAGCUGCACAUUCAUAUGGAAUAAUGAUUGCUGGUCGUAUUUUAGUCGGUGUAGGUAUAGGACUAUCCUCUACAGCUCCUGUUUAUGUUUCGGAGUCAGUGAAGAAAGAAAUUCGUGGAAAGUUAGUCGUAUUAUUUCAAUUUAAUAUUACAGUAGGGGAGGUCAUUGGAUAUGUUGUUGCUGCCAUAUUCGUCAAUGUUCCUGGAAAUUGGAGGUUCAUGUUAGGUUCUUCAUUGUUAUGGUCCACUCUUCUUUUAUUGUUCAUCUUAUUCCUUCCAGAGAGUCCAAGAUGGCUAAUGAAAAAGGGCAAAAAAGUUCAAAGCUUUUUAGUAUGGAAACGAAUUCGCAGCUUUGAGAAUCAAGAAAGCAUUACUGAAUUUUUCGAGAUGGAGAAAGCUGUAUUGGAAGAAAAGAAGUUGGCAGAAGCUCGACCAUUUUAUUGGCUGGAUAUUGUUCAAGUUCCUCGAUCUGCUCGAGCAUUUAUUGUAGCAAAUACUCUUGCUGGCAUUGUUCAGUUGGAUGGCAUCAAUUCGGUCGUGUACUAUAUCGGAGUACUGUUUAAGGAACUUGGUUUCAGUGCAGAAAAGUCGGUUUACAUGAGUUUGGUUGGAGGUGGCAGUUUGAUGUUAGGAACUAUUCCAGCUAUACUAUUACUUGAUAAAUGGGGACGUCGAAUGGUUGGUAUUGUUCCCAGUAUUGUAGUCUUCUUUGGUUGUAUUAUCAUUGGCUGUUCAUUUCUUUCCAAAAACACAAAAACAUAUGAAGGAAUUUACAUUUGGGGUCUGAUUACUUAUGAAUUAUUUUCAGGUAGUUUUCAAUCUCUUCCCUGGUUGACCUUUGCGGAAGUAUAUCCCACCUAUUUACGUAGCUUUGGAAUGACAAUUGCAGAUGCAUUUAUCUAUCUAUGGGCAUUUACAGUCACAUACAACUUUACAGGUAUGAGAAAUGCAAUGACCAACACUGGUCUCUUCGUUGGCUUCUAUGGUGGUAUAUCUCUUUUUGGAGUGAUCUUCAUCAUACUGUUUCUUCCGGAACUAAAGGGAAAGACUUUGGAGGAAGUGGAUGACAUUUUCUCACAGCCAAUGAAAGAAAUUGCACGACAAAAUCUUCAUAGUUCCAUCAACACUAUGAAGAAGCUAUUUUCCGGGAGAUGGAAGGAAAUAAUCGACACUAGUUCAUGAUUAUCUUGAUGUGUUUCAAUAAACCAAACAAGGACCUUCUUUUUUGCCACGACGUUGUUGUAAAGUUGUGUACUUCAGAUCACGAAGUGAGCGAUGCAUUCUCGUCUCUUAAUUUAUACAACUUUAGACAAUAAGUCAUCGAAAAGAUUAUACAAAAGAAGAUCAAUGGGUGGUAAAGACAAACCUUUCGAAGACAUCUAAAGAUUAAUUCAGACAGACUACUUGUUCCUGUGUCUAAACUUUGAACGAGACUCUUUCUUCAGAAAGCAUCAACAUAAGAUCCCAAUCGAAGAAAAUCAUGAUAUCUAUAAGAACAGGUUACAAAGUUACUUGUAUUCGAUAUCAAGAAUAGACAAUAACUUCGUCCUCUUGAAAAAGGCCAGAAAUACUUUGUUUCAAUGGAAACUUGCUGUUAUCCCAUCAAACUUUUGUUGCUGUGAAUGAAACUGUCUCGAAGAGUAUAUAGGAAAUAGAUAGAAAACCCAGUUGCUUUGUCUCGAAGAAUUGAGCCAAACUGACUUUAUACAAUAUUUGAAUAGUUUACCCUAGGCGAGGUGAUCGAAUAUUCUGGAGUUUGUUCCUGCUCGUAAUUCCGAUUAGGUAACAAUACAAUUUUGUUAAAGGCUUCCAGCAGAGAGAAAGUAUUUGACCUUGUUGUGUUGUUCUCUUUCUUGAGAUGAAUUAGCGUGUACUUG